GUCAGCAGCAAUACAGAGCGAUACAUCAAUUCGGGCCGCGCCCGUACGAACAUCAUGUCUUCAGUGACAAGCUAAAACAAAUGGGACAGAGGCACAUUAUGGAGUCUAUACCGCCCACACUUUCACUCAAGCUCAACCCAGCACAAGCGGGCCACAAUCCUGAGCUGGGGGGCGGAGUGUCCGGGAUGGUUAGUGACCCCUGGUCUCCGGCGGUGGGCUACGGCGCUGGCUACAGCAACUACAUGACAGGAUCAGGUGGAGGAGCAAGUGGAGUGCACUCAGGGGGGUACAGCGCUGGCAGCAGUACUCCCUCCCUCGGCUACACCACGCCUGAGCUCUCACACUCCAUCACCGCCAUGGACACUUCCACUGCACUCCCAG
Molecule: messenger RNA, 381 nt
Organism: Hyalella azteca
Lineage: Eukaryota; Metazoa; Arthropoda; Malacostraca; Amphipoda; Hyalellidae
Exons: 3
Source: RefSeq, a predicted model, not a curated record